AUCAAUAUCAAAAUCACCCAAUAAUUAUACUUCGGCAAUUUACAAAUUUCAAACUCAUAUUAUUUGCUCCUCUCAAAAACCCCAAAUUUCAUCUAAACUGUAACCUCUAUAUCCAGCUUCAAAUUGUGUGUGAUUUUGGUAAAUGGCUAAUAAUCAAGAUGAGGGAGAUUUAGUAAGUCAACUGGUUGAUUUGGUCAAAGAAAUAUCAGAGUUAUCUGAAUGCAGAAAUGCUUCAAGAAAGAUGUACGGAAAUUUGAUGAGAAGGGUGAAGCUUUUGAGUCCAUUAUUUGAGGAACUUAAAGAUAAUAGUCAACAAAAACUUGAAGAUGGUGAUGUUAAAGGAUUACUAGCUUUAAGGAUUGCUUUGAAUUUGGCUUUGGAACUCCUUAAAUCGGUCAAUCAUGGCAGCAAGAUUUUUCAGGCGCUUCAAAUUGAGAAAAGUGCAAGCAGGUUUCACGAAGUAACAACACAGAUUGAAGAAGCGUUGAGUCAAAUUCAUUAUGAGAGACUCGAUUUAACUGAGGAAGUUCGUGAACAGAUUGAACUUGUGCAGGUGCAAUUUAAAAGAGCGAAAGGACGAAUGGAUUCUCCUGAUUUGCAGCUUCAAAAAGAUUUAGGCAUUGUCGAUAAGGGAAAUGAGCCUGAUCUUGAAGCAGUCAAAAGACUAUCUGAAAAGAUGUAUCUUACAACGGUUAAUGAUCUAAAGAGGGAAUCAAUGGCAAUUCAUGAUAUGGUCAUAUCAACUGGUGGCCAUCCUGAAGAUCGCUUUGAGUUAAUGUCUUCUCUUCUCAAGAAAAUUAAAGAUUGUGUGAUGCUGGGAAAUCCCGAAGUUGAUAUUGGGGAGGGAGAAAAGAGUGUUAUGAGGCAUCGUUCUCCUGUUAUUCCAGAUGACUUUCGUUGCCCCAUAUCUCUUGAAUUAAUGAAAGAUCCCGUGAUUGUGUCAACUGGGCAGACGUAUGAGAGGUCCUCUAUUCAAAAAUGGCUCGACGCUGGACACAAGACAUGCCCAAAAACUCAACAAACAUUGCUACACACGGCGUUGACUCCAAACUAUGUCUUAAAGAGUCUUAUUGCUUUAUGGUGCGAUAGUAAUGGGGUUGAGCUGCCCAAAUCUAACAAUAAACCAGGACGCAGCGGUUCAGAGUGUGAUCGAACCGUGAUCGGGUCAUUACUUCAAAAACUUGUCAUCGGGGACUCAGACGAACAAAGAUCAGCCGCUGGAGAGCUUAGGUUAUUAGCCAAAAGAAACGCUGAUAACAGAGUAUGUAUAGCUGAGGCUGGCGCUAUUCCACUUUUGGUAGAACUACUAUCAUCUCGUGACGGUAGGACUCAAGAACACGCGGUCACCGCCCUUUUGAACUUGUCAAUAAAUGAGGCUAACAAAGGCAUUAUUGUGAGUGUUGGAGCAAUACCCGAAAUUGUAGAUGUUUUGAAAAAUGGGAGUACAGAAGCUCGAGAAAACGCAGCUGCCACCCUUUUUAGCUUGUCUGUGCUGGAUGAAAACAAAGUUGCUAUUGGUGCCGCUGGUGCAAUACCACCGCUUAUCGAUUUGCUUCAAGAAGGGACACCUCGAGGAAAAAAAGAUGCCGCAACUGCCAUUUUUAACCUCUGUAUCUAUCAAGGAAACAAGGUUCGGGCAGUUCGGGGAGGGAUCGUGACACCUUUAAUGAAAUUGUUGAGAGAUGCCAGCGGUGGGAUGAUGGAUGAGGCAUUGGCGAUUUUAGCUAUACUUGCGAGCCACCAUGAAGGGAAGAUGGCUAUUGCUGAAGCUGAGCCAAUGCCGGUUUUGGUGGAAGUAAUACGGACCGGAUCAGCCAGAAACCGGGAGAACGGGUCAGCGGUUUUGUGGUCAUUGUGUGCAGGUGAUGUUCGGUCGUUGAAAAUAAUGAAGGAGCUUGGAGCAGAAGAGGUGUUGAAGGAGUUGUCUGAAAAUGGAACAGAUAGAGCUAAGAGAAAGGCGGGAAGCGUAUUGGAACUUCUGCAACGAAUUGAUACGGUUGAAACCCUGGUCAGUUCUUGACAUAUCCGUGCAUUGUGCUUGUAAAAUUUAAUGAACAUAAUUAUACGUCAAGAUAAGUGAGAGAAAGGUGAUUUUUGUUAAUGUACAAAAGGUAUAAUAUAGGAAAAGGCGUACUCUGCAUAAUUUAUGAUAUGUUAAAGGGCGAGGUUUGUACUCGCCCUAACCAUCUGUUGAGAACAUUUUAAGUUUCCGAAGUGUAUGGUUGUUGAUUAAUUAAGACGUUUUCUGCUUGUGUUA
This is a messenger RNA of Erigeron canadensis, 2257 nucleotides long. RefSeq names its product U-box domain-containing protein 14-like. The record is from RefSeq and is a predicted model, not a curated record. Gene Ontology annotation, molecular function: ubiquitin-protein transferase activity; protein binding. Gene Ontology annotation, cellular component: cytoplasm; nucleus. The coding region runs from base 143 to 2020 and encodes 625 amino acids. Lineage: Eukaryota; Viridiplantae; Streptophyta; Magnoliopsida; Asterales; Asteraceae. The transcript is spliced from 4 exons. Gene Ontology annotation, biological process: protein ubiquitination; cell surface receptor signaling pathway.